Messenger RNA from Vanessa tameamea, 2466 nucleotides. It is a transcript of the gene P38mapk, whose product is annotated as mitogen-activated protein kinase p38b-like. The record is from RefSeq and is a predicted model, not a curated record. Gene Ontology annotation, biological process: protein phosphorylation; intracellular signal transduction. Lineage: Eukaryota; Metazoa; Arthropoda; Insecta; Lepidoptera; Nymphalidae. Gene Ontology annotation, cellular component: nucleus; cytoplasm. Gene Ontology annotation, molecular function: ATP binding; MAP kinase activity. Bases 142 to 1224 code for a protein of 360 amino acids. The transcript has 9 exons.
CCAAAUACCAAUGGCAAUAAAUUGGCAAGUCGCGCCGUGUGACAGUGAGAUAAAUUAUUUUUUCAACGCAAACCUUAAUUUUUGUUUACGUUUAUUUCCUAUUUAUAUAAUUGUAAGCAGUUGUUGGAAGAGGAGAUCACCAUGCCUCGAUACCAUACAGUAGAAAUUAAUAAAACAGAAUGGAUUGUACCUGAGAGAUAUCAAAUGCUUACACCUGUGGGUUCUGGCGCUUACGGACAAGUUUGCUCUGCCAUUGAUACUUUGCAUAAUAUGAAAGUGGCCAUCAAAAAAUUGGCAAGGCCCUUUCAAUCAGCUGUCCAUGCUAAGCGAACAUACCGGGAACUGAGGAUGUUAAAACAUAUGAAUCAUGAAAAUGUGAUUGGCCUUUUAGAUGUAUUUACUCCGGAACGAGGCUUAGAGGAGUUCCAACAAGUUUACUUGGUAACACAUCUGAUGGGUGCAGAUUUAAAUAACAUAGUUCGCACUCAAAAGCUUUCAGAUGAACAUGUUCAGUUCCUUGUCUAUCAAAUUCUAAGAGGUCUCAAGUAUAUACAUUCGGCUGGAAUUAUUCACAGGGACUUGAAACCUUCAAACAUCGCUGUAAAUGAAGACUGUGAACUUAAAAUAUUAGAUUUUGGUUUGGCUCGACCAACCGAGACAGAAAUGACGGGUUAUGUUGCCACAAGGUGGUACAGAGCACCAGAGAUCAUGCUCAACUGGAUGCACUACAAUCAAACAGUUGACAUCUGGUCUGUCGGAUGCAUCAUGGCCGAACUACUGACCGGCAGGACUCUGUUCCCUGGCACAGACCAUAUUGAUCAUCUCACAAGAAUAUUAUUUUUGUGCGGAAAACCAGAACAAGAGACGAUUGACAAAAUAAUAAGCGAUGAGGCACGUAAUUACAUCCAAUCGCUGCCUACACUGAAGAGACGUGACUUCCGCGAAGUGUUCCGCGGCGCGAACCCGCUCGCCGUCAAUCUGCUCGAGCUCAUGCUGGAGCUCGACGCUGACAAACGCAUCACGGCGGAGCAGGCGCUGGCGCACGAGUACUUGUCGCAGUACGCAGACCCCACGGACGAGCCCGUGUCGGCGCCCUACGACCAGAGCUUCGAGGAUAUGGAGUUGCCCGUUGACAAGUGGAAAGAACUAGUAUGGAAAGAAGUAGUGGAGUUCAAGCCGCAUCCGCAGCACAUGAAUACGGUGAUCGAAGUUAACCCCUCGUAAUCUACAUAUUAUCGUAUUAAAAAUAUAUAGGCCAUAGGCCAUUUUAAUUAUUGGACUAGACGUAAUAAAUGGAGCAGGCGUCCGGAUUACUUUAUAAUACAGAAAAAAAACUAUUCUCAUAGAGUAUUACUAAUACGCCAAUGUAUUCUCUAUAAAGGUAAUAUAUUUUAAAUUUUUUGUUGAUAUAAAAUCAUGCCCGUUCAAUCAAACUGUGAACCCGCUAUAAAUAAAAUUAAAAUUAUAAAAUUUCUGAUAAGGGGAGCAACUAACCCGGAAGUCUGUCUCCGUUAUCAAAAGUCAAUUCUUAUACGUAUUGAUUAUAUGAUGUUAUUAAAUAACACUUUUGUGUCGGUCAGUAUGUAACAGUAUAAAUAAACUUAAAACUUCUACAACGAUCGCAGCCUUACUUGUCUAUGGACGCUUAUUAUAAUUUCAUAGACACUUUUUUAAUAAGUUUAUUCCAAGUACGUAUAUCAAAAUAAAAUAAGUUGUCUUAUUAAAAUUUAUUGUAGAGUUUAUUGAAAACGAUGAAUUUCGUAUUUUAUCUUUUAAGUAAUAUUUAUUCUUUUGCCCAUUAAUGAGCUUUGCGUUAAUUAUUUGUAUUUUAUUUUAAUCUUAGUGAUUUAAAAACGAUCUAAGAGCUUUAUUUACUACUUACACUAUUCAAUCUGUUUUUUUUUUUUAUAUUAUAAAACUAUUUUAUAAUUUUAGGGCUAUUUUAUCUGUUUGGAUAAAUUUUAAAAGCAUUGUCAUGGAAAUUUGCCUAAUGUAUUAUUGAGCACUAAAAUGCAGUUUAAAAUAUCUUACGCUUUGUAUUGCUUUUCGAAAAUAGGUAAAAAGUGCAAUAACAUCGAACUUAUUGUCAUUAUAUAAUAAGAAAAAUGCAUACUGGAAAAUACCGUCCAUCUUAGAUGGCUAUCAUUAUUGCUCAUUUUUUUUUUAAAUAAGUUUAAGAAAGUAAAAAUAUAUAUAUUUUAUAAUUGUUUUAUUAACAGGUUUAAAAACCGAUUGCCAUAAUCAGAAAUGUUACCCUUCAAUUAAUUGCCACAUCAAGUACAACUCCGUCACAAUAGUUGCAAACACCUGUGGCGCAAAUCCUUAAUUUAAAAUAUUUUCAUGCGAAGUGUACAUGGCGUUGUUGUAUUCGAUGUGCGACGUGCAAACAAGUUUUAUCUUGUUAUUGUAAUGUAUUGUUAUUUUGACUUAAGUUUAGUAUUUGAAUGAAUAUAAGUUUACCUCGAA